CCCGUACGGCCCCUCAGAGCCGGGGCGGCGGCGGCGGCGAAGAUGGCGGCGGCGGACGGCGACGAUUCGCUUUACCCGAUCGCAGUGCUCAUCGAUGAGCUUCGCAACGAGGACGUGCAGCUGCGCCUCAACAGCAUCAAGAAGCUCUCGACCAUCGCGCUGGCGCUGGGCGUGGAGCGAACCCGCAGCGAACUCCUCCCUUUCCUUACCGACACCAUUUACGAUGAGGACGAGGUGCUGCUGGCCCUGGCUGAACAGCUCGGCACCUUCACUGCCCUCGUAGGGGGACCCGAGUUCGUGCACUGCCUUCUGCCUCCCCUGGAGAGCCUGGCCACCGUGGAGGAGACGGUGGUCCGGGACAAAGCCGUGGAGUCCCUGCGGGCCGUGUCCCACGAGCACUCGCCCCCGGACCUCGAGGGCCACUUCGUGCCGCUGGUCAAACGCCUGGCGGGCGGCGACUGGUUCACGUCACGCACGUCGGCCUGCGGCCUCUUCAGCGUCUGCUACCCGCGGGUGUCCAGCCCUGUGAAGGCUGAGCUGCGCCAGUACUUCCGGAACCUGUGCUCGGACGACACGCCCAUGGUGCGGCGCGCGGCCGCCUCCAAGCUGGGCGAGUUCGCCAAGGUGCUGGAGCUGGAGCACGUCAAGAGCGAGAUCAUCCCCAUGUUCUCCAACCUGGCCUCGGACGAGCAGGACUCGGUGCGGCUGCUGGCGGUCGAGGCGUGCGUGAGCAUCGCGCAGCUGCUGCCGCAGGAGGAGCUCGAGGGGCUGGUGAUGCCCACGCUGCGCCAGGCGGCCGAGGACAAGUCCUGGAGGGUGCGCUACAUGGUGGCCGACAAGUUCACCGAGCUCCAGCGCGCCGUGGGCCCCGAGAUCACCAAGACCGACCUGGUGGGCGCCUUCCAGAGCCUCAUGAAGGACUGCGAGGCCGAGGUGCGCGCGGCCGCCUCGCACAAGGUCAAAGGUCAGUGGCUACCAACCUUGCCCUCCCAGUGCCCCGAGGUGCGGCUGAACAUCAUUUCCAACCUGGACUGCGUGAACGAGGUGAUCGGCAUCCGGCAGCUGUCGCAGUCGCUGCUCCCCGCCAUCGUGGAGCUGGCCGAGGACGCCAAGUGGCGAGUGAGGCUGGCCAUCAUCGAGUACAUGCCGCUGCUGGCCGGCCAGCUGGGCGUGGAGUUCUUCGAUGAGAAGCUGAACUCGCUCUGCAUGGNCUGGUUCAUACUGGUGUCUCCCCCCCCUGCAGUGUACGCCAUCCGCGAGGCUGCCACCAGUAACCUGCGCAAGCUGGUGGAGCGCUUCGGGCACACCUGGGCCCAGGGCACCAUCGUGCCCAAGGUGCUCGCCAUGGCCUCCGACCCCAACUACCUGCACCGCAUGACCACGCUCUUCUGCAUCAACGUGUUGUCGGAGGUGUGUGGCCAGGAGGUCACCACCCAGCAGAUGUUGCCCACCGUGCUGCGCAUGGCGGCCGACGCCGUGGCCAACGUUCGCUUCAACGUGGCCAAAUCCCUGCAGCGCAUCGGGCCCAUCCUGGACAGCGGGACGCUGCAGACCGAGGUGAAGCCGGUGCUGGAGAAGCUGACGCAGGACCAGGACGUCGACGUCAAAUAUUUCGCACAGGAGGCACUGACAGGUGAGACACACCUGGGGACACACUCCUUCGUGUUCCGGCCGCAGCCGCCGGAGCUGCGGGAAAGGGGCGGGGCCCAGACCGGGGGCAUCGAUCUCUUCGUCACCCAGGAGCGCGUGCUCUUCCUGGACACGCAGCCCAUCCUCAGCCCCGCCCACCUCGAUCACCUGAUCAACAACGACCGGAAGCUGCCGCCGGAAUUCGCGCUGCCCCACGCCUACGUGGAGACGCAGUCCCUGCAGAUCGCGGCGUUCCUGUUCACCGUGUGCCACGUGGUGCUGCUGGUGCAGGAUUGGUUCACGGACCUGGGGCUCUACAGGUGGGGACGGAGUGACCUCAAAACUGACCCCAAAGUGACCCCAGAACUGACCCCAAAGUGACCCGAGAGUGACCCCAAAGUGACCCCAAAACUGACCCCAAAGCGACCCAAAACUGACCCCAAAGUGACCCUAAAGUGACACCGAAACUGACCUGAGAGUGACCCCAAAGUGACCUCAAAGUGACCCCAAAGUGACCUCAAAGUGACCCCAAAACUGAUCCCAAAAUGACCUGAGAGUGAC
Messenger RNA from Sturnus vulgaris (Common starling), 2190 nucleotides. The record is from RefSeq and is a predicted model, not a curated record. NCBI's taxonomy places the organism in Eukaryota, Metazoa, Chordata, Aves, Passeriformes, Sturnidae.